This is a messenger RNA of Gossypium arboreum, 1352 nucleotides long. RefSeq lists its product as uncharacterized. The transcript is spliced from 3 exons. Gene Ontology annotation, biological process: purine ribonucleoside salvage; GMP salvage; IMP salvage. The record is from RefSeq and is a predicted model, not a curated record. Bases 581 to 1150 code for a protein of 189 amino acids. NCBI's taxonomy places the organism in Eukaryota, Viridiplantae, Streptophyta, Magnoliopsida, Malvales, Malvaceae. Gene Ontology annotation, molecular function: magnesium ion binding; hypoxanthine phosphoribosyltransferase activity.
CUGGUUUGGUUUUGUAAAAAUGAAGGAAGAGUGGUUCUUUUUUCCUAUUUUUAUGUUUUUUUUUUUAAUUUAUGAUUUUUCUCUAUUUGUUUGUAAUUAUUAAACUUAGAUUCAGAUGACAGUUUUUUACACUUAUAGAAGUUAAAGCUUCUUCCAGAUCUAUGAAAAAAAUUCCCGCUGAUUUUCUUCCAUUGUUUUCUUUGCUCAAAAACUGCAAGGGUUUUUGAAGACCAUGUGUUGGAUUUCAUUACAUCCCACAAAGAUGAAAGACGUGUUUAGUUUGCAAAUCAAAGGGUUUUCAUUGGCAACUGUUAUUCCAUCACUCCACAGAGGUUAAUAUAUAGGCAGAUUCCCCAAAGAGAAGCCAGCCGCAUUUUGCUCACUAAAAUUUGGUGCCACAUCGAUGAGUAGAAGAUGUUUUAAAAAGUUGGAGGGAAUGACUUUAUUAUCGUAUAGAAAAAGUGUUAAUUGUAUAAAAACCACAUGAAGUUAACCCUAGGCAAUAUAAUAAAAAUAGCAUUUCAAGGAAAACAAAAAAGCCGCAGUUGCCUCUGGUGAACAACCAUCACUGUUUGAAACCAUGUCCAUGUCUCUGGACUCUCAUAUAGAGAAGGUUCUUUGGACCCAAGAUCAGAUUCUGGACCGAGUAGCCCAGAUCGCUUCUCAAAUUACCCUUGAUUUUAAAGCUGCUCCCGACCCUCCCCUCUUUGUAGGAGUCGCCACCGGUGCUUUCUUGUUCUUGGCUGAUCUUGUCAAGAAAGUUCAGCUCCCUCUCUCCGUUGACUUGGUUCGAGCUCAAUCUUAUGGCUCCGGUACUCUCUCUAAUGGAGCUCCUUCCAUUUCCCUUGAUUUGAAGCUCGAUGUGAAGGGAAAACACGUCAUUCUCGUUGAAGAUAUUGUAGAUACAGGAUGCACUUUAUCCUGUCUAAUCGAACACUUGGAAGCAAAAGGAGUGUCCUCUGUAUCAAUUUGUGCUUUUCUUGAUAAACCUACGAGACGGAAGGUCCAUAUCAAGCUAGUUGGUGAUGGAAAGUUCUACAAGGGAUUUGAGUGUCCGGAUUAUUUUGUUGUAGGUUAUGGAAUGGACUUUGCAGAACUAUAUAGGAACUUGCCUUAUAUUGGUGUCUUGAAGUCCGAAUUCUACAAGUGAUUUGAUUUAUCCCUGGCAGUUUUAGUAAGGUAUAUUUCAGGUCUUAGGAUUCAAGAAGCAACCCUGAAAAUUGUUUGAAUUUUUUAGCAUUGUGAUUAAUUUGGAUUUUAGAUUUGGCUUUUGGCAUUACUUGCUUUAGAAGACAGAUAUUUUAAUCAAAAGGAAAUAAAAAAACAAAAGGCAGUGGUGAUUCAUAAGGGAA